Molecule: messenger RNA, 2058 nt
Organism: Prunus avium (sweet cherry)
Lineage: Eukaryota; Viridiplantae; Streptophyta; Magnoliopsida; Rosales; Rosaceae
Source: RefSeq, a predicted model, not a curated record
AGGAUGGAACUCUCUCUCGCAGUCACUGCUUCGUCCUCCGGGUUCGGCACCGAAAAAAGACCCAACACGCCUAGGCGCCCGCCUAGCUACUACCUAGCCGCCUAGCCACCGCCUAGCCUUCUAGCCACCGCCUAGCGACGGCCUUUUGAGGAAGAAGAUGGAGGGCCAGGGGGCUCCCAAGCCAUGCCUGAAAUCGAUUACAAGUCUUGGAAUUUACCUGAUAAUGAAUCUAUCUCACUUUUUCUUCGCUUCUUGAAGCAGAUGAUGCAGGGUAAGGCCUCCCAAGCCUGCCACAUCAUCCCUGAAAUUGAUGUCUGCAAGUACGAGCCUUCGGAUUUAGCUGAACUCUUGUUCCCCGACUCUCCAUAUCAACCUACGAUGUGGUUUUCCUUCAGCCGACCUCAUUACAAAUCCAUCAACAGUCUUCGUUACAACAGGGCCACAAAGAAGGGAUUCUGGAAAAUCACAGGCAAGCCACGAGAAAUCAAGUCUCAACAACUCUCCAAAUCGGUCACUUGCAAAAAGAGGACCUUGACAUUCCAUGAAGGUCGUGUGUCUAAGUCGACGAAGACCGACUGGGUCAUGCAGGAGUAUUAUCUCACUCAAACUGAACCGGGUUCUAUUCCCAAUCGGCUGAGUGACUUUGUUCUCUGCCGCAUGAAGAAUAAGUCAGCUCAUUAUGAGUCUGAUAAUAAGAAGCUGAAGGAUGCUUCAAUCUGUGAUGAAUCAGCUGAUCCUGGUAUUGGUGGCUACAUGGCCUCAAAUUCUGAAGAUGAUCAAGCUCCCGCAAAUAAUAUGAUUCCGGAGGCCGACAGACAUCUGGCAGACAAAGAGCUAGAACAUGAUCUGCCUGGAAGUGGCAAUCAUGAUGCUGGUGAACCUGGUGGCUGUGUUUCAUCUGAUUGUGAUGAUAUGAUUCAAGAGCUAAGUGCUCAGCCAGGAGAAUAUCUGGAUUUACCUUUUCCUCCACCUGAGCCACCUGAGCCGGGAAAUGCUUCUGUGCCAUCUCCAAUUGGGAAUAAUGAUUCUUCUCUUCCAAAUAAGAAUAAUAUUACAACCAAUUAUGACAGUAAACCAGUUAGCAACACCGCCUCUAAUUUCGAGAAUCAAACUAAAGAUGAAAGGACUUCAGAGGUUUAUUCUCAACCAGAAGAAUAUCCGGAAUCAUUCUUACAACUUAAGCUAGAUGAUUACACAUGGCUUUCAAGAAUAUUGCAGCCAGAACCGGGAAAUCUUCUGCAUGCCAAUAACUCUAUUGGAUGCAAUGAGUUGCAAUCUCCAUAUCCAGAGACUGCGGCUCUUUUCCCACAAUCUUCUUGAAUAACAAAAACAUCAUCGUAUACUCUUUUCAAUGACUCCAACCAACCAAAGUCAUUGGGAAGGGUUUAUGAUGGGGAUGGUGGGGUACAACAGUGAGACAAACACUAAAGUACUUCAUGGAAAAUAUAUUCUGCAUUAGCUAUUGGAAAAACACUCCAAUAUGGUUAAUGAACCACAACAUUUUAUUUAUGGGAGAAUAUCAAAAGAGACUUAUAAACCAUGAGCCCUUGUAAGAAUGUGUCUCCAACUCACAUUAUUACAGACAGUGAUAUUCUCCUACAAAUAAUUCGAAGAUUUUUCUAAUAACUUCUUCGUAGUUUUGGACAUUUAUGUCCAAGACAAACGACACAAGUUACUAGUCUGUGACACACAGCAAUGGUUUUGGGCAAUUUGUCAAAAUCGUUUUUGCGUGUGUAACUUGUUGGUACAAAGAAAGACCAGCAAAUGCAAAUGGUUGAAAUGCCAUCCAGAACUCUCUACCCUUCUCCGAAUGCAACGAGUCCAGACAAAGUAAAGACGUCUUUUCUCAGAAGCAGUUUUUUUGGAGACGUCACUUCCUCUUCCUCUUAUCAGCACAAACUAGAGAUAUUUCUCAGAUCAGUAGUCUUCUUCAACUAGUAUAUCUAUCCUACAAAUUGAAGAACACGCAACCUCCAUAUCAACCAAUAUCCAUUCAUGUCUUCACUGCACCCAUGGGAGAUGCUCCGAGAAGAAUCCGACUGCAGAGUGGCAUCACAA